AUGCAUUUUUGGAUAGAUAAACGACAGAGCCAGUGCUACAGCGGUCGUCACAGAGUACCCUCAUCUUUAUCAGCAGGGGUGGGUAGAUCGAGGGGCCGCGUGUGCGCAAGCGCACCGCCUGGCGGGCGCAAGGGCAUGGCGGCGCCCGUGCAUCGCUUCGUGCCCGUGGAAUGCGCCCCCCGUCGCCCGAGGCCGUCACGCUCAACUCACUAUGGCCCGCCCCCAAUUCCGCAAGUACAUACAUCCCGUCGGACCGAAGAACCCAGCAUGUACGUCGAAAUACCCGCGGAACCUCCGCAGCCCACCAUAGCGAGCCUGGCUGCCGCCCGUAGCGUCACUCCCGAUACCUUACUCCGAACCGCAGCCCUGGGCCUCCCUCACUCGUCCAUGAUGGCGCCCCAUCUUAAGUUCGGGAUACUAGUGACCUUUGUCUUGGCAACAAUUUUUUUCGCCGGGGCGAAGUACUACUUUGAUCGUCAGGUGGGCAUUAAGCAUGAGCCAGGAAGCAGCGAAGCUGGUGUAAUGUGUGCUGCUAUGGCCUGCGUGUGUGGCAUGGGCUGUGCGUUGUCUCUUUGCCGUCCAAGAGCUCCGGUGCCACCUGCUUUUCCACCUGAUCGAGUGUCUACUACUGGUACUAGGGAGCUGCCGCCAUCUGAACCAUCUGAAGACAUUUCUCUAGCUACUCUCCUGCAGAGUUCCGAGCAGAGUGCGGGUACUUCGUGCUCCCCUGAAGCACCACCGCCCUAUCAUAUCGCGGUUCUGUUGCCGGGCCGUGACCAGCCAUCGCCUCCUCCGCCGGCCUACAGUGCGCUCAGCUAG
Molecule: messenger RNA, 819 nt
Organism: Leptosia nina
Lineage: Eukaryota; Metazoa; Arthropoda; Insecta; Lepidoptera; Pieridae
Source: the annotation of a GenBank genome assembly